GUAUAAUUAAAAUAGAAUAAAGUGUGGACAGGACCAAAUCCUGAAUGAACCCCACCAUCCAGCCUUGCUGCCACCCUAUUUGCAUGCUUUUGUUCAUUUCUCUCUGACACCCUUUCCUUCAUUCAUUCUUCCCAUUCACUCACCUCUAUCUAUCUGUUCAUCUCCCAUUCUUCUCUCCUCCAUUUUCUCAUCCAAAUCCAUCACAAACCCUUAUAACAAACACCUCAUCUGCAUAUUCUCAAAAACUUUCACCCACUUCAAACAACUCAAACACAUCAAUGGCAGUUGAAGCUCGUCACUUUAACAUCUUCCAUCCUCAACAACUCAUACCCAAUAGAGAAACCUUAACCAACCCAAUGGAUGCCACCAUCAUGAACAUGUACGCCACGCAAACGGGUUUGGGUUUGGGUAAUUACUCGAUGCUGCCUCUCUCCGGCACCACCACCGCGUCGGAGACAUUUCUUCCGCCGCCUCACUUCAGCUCUCUACUCCAGAAACCCGCUGUUUUGGAAUCCGACAACAGUACUCUCUCCUACAACAACAAGGUUGUUCCCGUUUCCAGAAAACGCUCCAGAGAUUCCAUCCACGACAACAAUUUCCCUUUCCAUCCAUACCCUCAGAAGAAAACCGAUUCUUUCUCCUUCCUUGGCGAAGACAUUUCCUCUCACAUCCAUCGUCAACAGCUCGACCUCGAUGCCCUCGUCUCCCACCACAUGGAGAAGGUUAGGAUGGAGUUAGAAGAAAAGAGAAAGCGGCAAGCUAGAAGAUUGAUGGAGAGCAUUGAGGUGGAAAUGGCGAAGAGGCUGAGAGCGAAAGAAGAAGAGAUUUUGAAGAUAGAAAAAUUGAAUUGGGUUUUGGAAGAGAAAGUGAGAUCACUGAGCAUCGAGAAUCAGUUUUGGCGCGACCUGGCUCAGACCAACGAGGCCACCGCCAAUGUCCUCCGCACCAAUCUCGAGCAGGUCCUCGCCCAGGUAGCAGCGCCACCGCACACGGCUGAUGAAGAUGCGGAGUCGUGCUGCGGGAGCAGCGACGAGGGGUGGCGUACGUUAGCCACCGGGGCGCAGGACAAGGAAAAGGAAGGUUGCAGCGAAAUAAAAGAAAAUAUUAUUAUUAAUAAUAAUAAUAAUAAUAAAAACAAAUAUAACGAUAAUGGAAAAAGCGGUGGGAAGAGAUUGUGCAGAAAGUGUGGGGAAAAGGAAUCGUGCGUGCUAAUCUUACCGUGCAGGCACCUAUGUGUCUGCACAGGUUGCGGGUCUAGUUUAGACUCUUGUCCUGUUUGUAAAUCCAUAAAAAAUGCCAGUGUUCAUGUAAACAUGACAUUAUAAUCAUCAUUAAUUUCUCAAAAUGAAAUUAGAAGAAAAAAGAUUAAUUUUUAAUUU
This is a messenger RNA of Vigna radiata var. radiata (mung bean), 1379 nucleotides long. Its product is annotated as probable BOI-related E3 ubiquitin-protein ligase 3. The record is from RefSeq and is a predicted model, not a curated record. Bases 279 to 1325 code for a protein of 348 amino acids. Gene Ontology annotation, biological process: regulation of programmed cell death. Gene Ontology annotation, molecular function: ubiquitin-protein transferase activity. The transcript is spliced from 3 exons. NCBI's taxonomy places the organism in Eukaryota, Viridiplantae, Streptophyta, Magnoliopsida, Fabales, Fabaceae.